Cyphellophora attinorum is the source of this 2241-nucleotide messenger RNA. Its product is annotated as Eukaryotic translation initiation factor 3 subunit B. The record is from RefSeq and is a predicted model, not a curated record. Bases 1 to 2241 code for a protein of 746 amino acids. Gene Ontology annotation, cellular component: eukaryotic translation initiation factor 3 complex. The transcript is spliced from 4 exons. Gene Ontology annotation, biological process: translational initiation. NCBI's taxonomy places the organism in Eukaryota, Fungi, Ascomycota, Eurotiomycetes, Chaetothyriales, Cyphellophoraceae. Gene Ontology annotation, molecular function: translation initiation factor binding; translation initiation factor activity; RNA binding.
AUGGCUCCCAGUUUCGACCAACUAUCAGACCACGAUCUUCAAGAAGAGGAAGAUGAGAUCGAUUUCAGCGAUCUGCAACAACGAUACGAUGUGCGCCUUGAGGAGGGCCUCGAGACAUUCAUUGUCAUUGACGGCCUCCCCGUGGUCAACAGCGAACAGAAGCCCAAACUCGUGAAAUUCCUCAUGAAAAGACUGGCCUCCGCCGGACGCAUAAAAGAUGGUGAAGAGUCGGUAUAUAUGCCAAUGAACGAACAAGGCGUCUCUGAAGGAUUCGCGUUCGUCGAGUAUCAAACCCCCGAGCAGGCAACCUCUGCUAUCAAGCAACUUCACGGCACAGCGCUCGACAAGAAACACACUCUUUCCGUAAACAAGUUGACGGACAUCGAAAAAUACGGCCGCGAAGGCAAGAUCGACGACGAGUAUGUCGCGCCCGAAAUUCCAGAGUUCACAGAACGAGAGCACCUUCGGUGGUGGCUUGCCGACCCAAAUGCCCGAGACCAAUUCGUCAUGUUCCGCGGCGAUAAUGUCGGCGUCUACUGGAACAACAAGAAAGACAACCCCGAAACGAUAGUAGACCGCAAGCACUGGACUCAGCUAUUCGUCAGAUGGUCGCCACAAGGCACAUAUCUCGCUUCGAUGCAUCAACAGGGCGUCCAGAUCUGGGCAGGCCAGUCUUUCAGCAGAGUCCGCCAGUUCCCACAUCCCUUCGUCAGCUUGAUGGAGUUCUCGCCCAACGAGAAUUACCUCACCACCUGGUCAAAAGAUCCGAUUGUUGUUGACCCGGAGGGCAAAGGUCCGUUGACCAUCGAUGAGGAAGGAAAGCACAUCGUUAUAUGGGACGUCAAGACGGGUAAACCACUUCGAUCAUUCGUUGCAUACGAUCUGCCCGUGCCUCCUCCGCUCGGAGACGCUCCGCCCCUGAAGGCAAAGCCACAAUGGCCUGCCUUCAAAUGGUCGGCGGACGAGAAAUACGUGGCACGUAUGAAGCCCGGCGAGUCAAUCUCGGUCUACGAACUCCCACGAAUGAAUUUAUUAGACAAGACCUCCAUCAAGAUCGAAGGCAUUCAAGAAUUCGAGUGGGCGCCAGCCACCGUGCAGCGAGAUGGUCCCAAAGUCUACGAGCAGCUGCUCUCAUACUGGACUCCUGAACUCGGGUCAAAUCCUGCUAAGGUCGGCCUGAUGUCGAUUCCCAGCAAAGAGAUUGUCCGCACACGCAACUUGUUCAACGUCACAGAAGCCCGUCUACACUGGCAAUCGGAUGCUAAAUUCAUCUGCGUCAAGGUGGACCGACACUCCAAAUCCAAGAAAUCACUGGCCACGAAUCUGGAAAUCUUCCGCAUCAAAGAGAAGGGCGUGCCUGUUGAGGUUGUUGACAGUCUCAAGGAUACAGUCAUCAACUUUGCAUGGGAACCUAAAGGCGACCGCUUUGUUCUAAUCACCGCUGGAGAAGCUGUACCAGGCUCAAACGUGCUUCCCAAGACUGCCGUUUCCUUCUUCGCCCCUGAGAAGACCAAAGGCAACAUUACUGGCCCAUUCAAACUCGUCAAGACAUUCGACAAGAAGAACAGCAACGGUAUCUACUGGUCUCCCAAAGGUCGAUUCGUCGUUGUCGCCACCGUAAGCGUUCAACAACACUCCGAUAUCGACUUCUACGAUCUCGACUACGAAGGUGAUAAGCCUGAUGACCAGAAAGACAUGGCUUCGAAUCUCAUGCUCAUCAACACCGAAGACCACUACGGCAUGACCGACGUUGAGUGGGAUCCCACCGGUCGCUAUGUGGUCACCAGUGCCAGCAUGUGGACACACCAGAUGGAGAACGGCUACCGCAUGUGGACAUUUUCUGGCACAAUGCUCGCGGAGCAGCCCACCGAGAAAUUCAAGCAGCUCCACUGGCGCCCACGCCCGCCCACCCUUCUGUCCAAAGACGAACAGCGUAACGUCCGCCGCAAUCUACGCGAAUACAGCCGUGAAUUCGACGAGGUCGACCGAGAGAUGGAGGAGAGCGCCGACCAGGCUGUCGUAGACGCAAGAAGACGUCUAUACGCCGAAUGGUUCAGCUACUUGCGAUCAGCCCGGGAAGAGGUCGCAGAGGAGCGUGAGGAUCUUGGCAUUCCGGAUCCGGAGCAAGAGCAGAUGAAGCGGGUGAGAACGAAGAGCGGUGACGGGACUCAGGCGGAUGAGCAGGUCAUUGAGGAGGUUGUGGAUGAAGUACUAGAGGAGACCGAGGAGGUUGUUGGCUAG